This is a messenger RNA of Pseudomassariella vexata, 1446 nucleotides long. RefSeq lists its product as uncharacterized. The coding region runs from base 1 to 1446 and encodes 481 amino acids. Lineage: Eukaryota; Fungi; Ascomycota; Sordariomycetes; Amphisphaeriales; Pseudomassariaceae. The record is from RefSeq and is a predicted model, not a curated record. The transcript is spliced from 5 exons.
AUGUUACUCUGGCACAUUCCGAAGCGGCCCGAGGCGUGGAGACCAAGGACGAGCACGCAGACGACCUUGGAGCGCCUCUCCAUAUUCGUCAAUAGACUCGACUGUCUGGUAAUCACAAGGUUCUGGACCCCAUGGCAGUCUGGCCUGGUGACGUUGGAAGACGGUUGGGAUCAACAGUCCAUAGGUCAUCUCAGAUCACGGCAGAUAGAAAACGACCGGUUCGGGAAGGGGGGAGGGGGAGGGAGUCAAACAAAUGAGACACACGAAACGAACAAGACUCGAUGGAUGGUGACAGAAACAUGUUGCCAUGCUGAAUCCCAGUUUGUCAUGGGCACCGUCGAUAGUCGACAAUAUGAAUUCUGGUUCCCUUUUGCCGAUAUACCCUUGACCAAUCUUGUCCUCACAAGCGCUGCUGUUCGACGCCAUCAGCAGCGUGUUUGGACAAUAGCCUGCAUACCUCCACCUGACCUAGCCCGUUUCGAGCCAGCACGACCGGCCGGAAGACUCCAUUCGAGCGAAGAUCCCCGGCUCUGCGGGCUGAGCGUGACUAGAUGGAGAAAUAGCUGCGAUUGUGCAAUGCCCAAAGAGAAACGCACAUCUCAAUCGCGUCUGCUCCUUAUAUUACCCGUGGUCGAUACGCGGGUCCUUCGGCGUAUCGAAUCACAUGCGAAGCCAAUGCGCCAUUUACAGAAAUCACACCGCAUAGCAUGGGCAGCAUGUCAUUGCAGUCGACCAGAGCAAACACUGGGCGUGCCGUCCACUACGGGUAUUAGCAUGCUCGUCCUUGUUCCGAGUUCGCUAGAGACCAGGCCGGGAAUGGGGGCCACAUUGGUGAAGCGAGCAACCGAGCAUGACGAGCUUUCAGGCGCGCGCUCCUCGCCAGCUCGCCGGGGUCACCGUAUCAUCGUGGACCGGCGAGCAUUCCGAGAUACAGAUUCGAUCAUCUCGGUGGGAUGGGUGGGAGUGGUACCUUCUUCGUAUCUGGGACCGAGGCGCAAGCAGAAUGUAGCUUUGCAGCAUCAAGUGCCGUCAGUCGCACAAGACAUGCAGCAGCAAGCAGAUCAUCAAUAUUCCUGCACAAUAAUCCUGCCGCUGAAUAAUACCCUCAAUUUUCUGCAUUGCAUCGAGAAUAGGGGGGGCUACGGGGCCAUCCGCUUUGGAACAGACAGCUCGACAAGAUGCAGCUCUAAGAGAGAAGUCGGCUCAAUAUACGGCGGCCGGUGUAGCCGUCAAAGAAAGAGGGACAAAAAGGCCUGCAAUACAAGAAACAAUGCGGGGCACUGGCAGGGCAGGGCUUCACAGUCGGUUCCCGCGUAUUGCCAAGGCAGUCCAAUGGUUCAAGGGAACCGACUGGGUAUUGACCAGGUUGUCGUCGUUCGUGGGUCAACUUUGGGCUGCACAAUAUGCAACAACGAUACCAAGUGGUUGAAUAUCAAGCGACGAUAG